AUGGAUAGGAUUUUAGAAGUGAAGAAUUUCCAAGUUUUAAAUGAUUUUUGUCGUAUCCUAAACAAAUUAGACCCUUAUUAUUUAUUAUACAAUUCUGAAAUUUAUUCAAGAAAUGAAGUCUUUAAUUAUCUUUUUAAGAAUUCUGACUUUAGUUUACUGACAGAUUUAUUUGCUGGAGCUUUCAAAUUGCUAAAGGAUCUGCCUAUUAAUUCUAUCUUUAACAAUUGAAAUAUCAAAAUACUUAGCUUUGUGUCACAACUUGGCAUGCUAGAACCGGAAAUGGCUGAUUCUGUUAUAUCUAACUAUGCUUUUAUGAAGGAAACUGAUGGAUGAUUCAUGCUGAUUAUUUCUUCAAAAUGUACUGAUUUUAACCUGACUCCCCCUCUUUAAAUUGGAGCAAAAAAUAUAGGUAAAAUUUCUAUUUUUUUGGGGAGUUAACCCCCUUUUAAAUUGGAACAAAAUUCAAUUUAUAAUAUAAAAAUUUUAUAGGCAAAAAUCAUAAUUUAUAUGUAAAUAUCUUGAUAUCCAAUUUAAUAUGCAGAAUCAAAAAUUAAAACACACUCUUUAAAAUUUUAUAUAAUUUUUCUAUAUAAUUUUUAUAUUGAUUUUUUUUUUUUUAUAAAAAAUUUUCUUAACCCCUCUUUAAAUUGGAACAAAAUUUUUUGUUCUAAUUUAAAAGGGAGUGAGAAAAAACAUAAUUAAUAAAAUUUUCGACAAGAUCAAUGAGAAAUCGGCUUAUUUUUUACUUCCUUUGGCUAUCAAUAGAUACUGAUAUCAUCCAAAAACAGAAGAAAUUGAUAAUUAUAUUAUUGAUAAAUUGGAAAAAAUUGUUCCACUUAAUGGAAUACGUGGUGUCUGAACUAUGGCAGAGGUAAUUAGCAAUCUUUCCAAUUUGAAUAUUAAUGAUCAUAUAGAGUUAUAUAAUGCAAUAGCAUCCCUAUUGCAAAAAUCAGUUUCAAAAAAUGUUGGAAACUUAUUAUUUCAAGAUUUGGAUAAAUUGCUAAAUUUAGCUCAUGAUAAUAUGCCCGUGGGUCUUAAUUUUGCUCAAAUAAUCUGUGAAAGCCAAAGGAACGAUAAAUUAUUUAAUAAAGAGCACAAAAGAGAGCAGCUCAUAGAAAAAAUAAAAACAGUAGGAUUAUCUAACAAAAAGACAGUUUUAGCAGUUUGCAAUAAGCGAGAUAACUUUAGAACAGCUUAUUUAGCAGAAACUAUUUCAUUUUUGGCAGAAUUAAGAUUUGAACACAAAAAAGAGGAAUGGGCUAUCAAAAUGGCUAAUGAAUUAAAGGAUUACGUGGAAGAUAAAAAGAUUUGCUUUGAAAAUGAUAAAGAACACAUCAGCUGGAUAUUUGGGCUUGCUGCUUUUAAAGCUAAUAAGUCAGCUAUCAUGAGACAUAUAGAAAACCGUAAAAAUUUUGACUGCGAAUUGCCAACUUUUAAGCAUUUUCUACUUGAAAAUCACUUCAGCAUGGACCCAGAUUACAAAGAAGUGAGAUUCCUCAAUCAAGAGAUAAACAAAUAUUGACAGGAUUUUGACUAUUUAAAGCAUUUUGGAAUUGAUAAGCCACUUAUCAAACAUAUUGAAUCAUCGCUCAAUAAGGAAAAUCUUGAAAUAGAAAUUGGGACAUUUUUUGACAAAAUUUGGAUACCUUUUUACAUUCCAAGCAAAAAGAUAUAGAGGUUGCCCGAUGAUGGCGCAUUGAGCGCCAUCAUCGGGCAACGCCGAAAAGGGCUCCACACGGGAAAUAGAUUCCAUGUGUGGAGCCCUUUUUGACACGUGGAGACUCCUCACUUCCACGCGCCAAAAAGGGCUCCACACGUGGAACCCAUUUCCCGUGUGAAGCCCUUUCUGGUGUUGCCCGAUGAUGGCGCAUUGAGCGCCAUAAUCGGGCAACCACUAUAGCUUUAUGGCCAGUGGCAAAAUCGGCUCUUUUAUAUCAAUCAAAUAAUGUAAGAGGAGAAUUUUUUAUGCACCGAAACCAAAUUCUUAGAAAGAUAAAAGAUUUGAAAAUCCUUACUUCCCUCCUCCGUGAGCGAACAAAGCUCGCGGAGGGGAUUAAUGUUUUUUUUAAAUUUAAAAAAAUUCUAAAUUUGCAAAAUUUAUGCUGUUUAAAAUUAAUCAGAAAUAGCUGGAGAUCUCAUUAUAAUAAUUAUCAUUUUAUAUAUCAAAAUUUUUUUGGUGGAAAAUUUUUAUUGGCUCACAGAGUAGCUUUUGGGCAAAAAAUAGCGAUUUUUCCAAUGGUUUUGCUCGCUCGCGGAGAAGUUAGUGUAGAAGAGGCUUAUAAAAUUGAUCUAAAGCAAUUUCUUAAUAUUUAA
Molecule: messenger RNA, 2313 nt
Organism: Blepharisma stoltei
Lineage: Eukaryota; Ciliophora; Heterotrichea; Heterotrichida; Blepharismidae
Source: the annotation of a GenBank genome assembly